GCAACGUCAUGGAGGCCGCGGGCGCCCGGACCCGGGCGGCUGCGCGGCGGCGGGCUCGGCGGCUGCGGGCACCGGCGACCCUGAAGGAGCAGCGGGAUCCCCAGCCAGGCGGGCGGCUGCUGCAGAGGAGAAUUGAAGAGGAUCAAGAAGAAGCAGUCUUUCGAGAAGUGGUCAGUUUUACCCCAGACCCUUUGCCAGUUCGAUAUUAUGACAAGGACACCACCAAACCCAUCAGCUUUUACUUGUCUUCCCUGGAGGAACUCUUGGCGUGGACGCCCAACCUGGAGGACGGCUUUAACGUGGCCUUAGGGCCCCCCGAGUGUCGGCAGCCCCCUCUGAGCAGCAGGAGGCCCCGGACUUUGAUGUGCCAUGACAUGAUGGGCGGGUACCUGGAUGACAAGUUUAUUCAGGGCUCAGCCACGCAGAACCCCUAUUCCUUCUACCACUGGCAGUACAUCGACAUCUUUGUGUACUUCAGCCAUCACACGGUCACCAUCCCCCCAGUAGGCUGGACCAACGCUGCCCACAGGCAUGGGGUCUGUGUGCUGGGGACUUUCAUCACCGAAUGGAAAGAAGGGGAGCGGCUCUGUGAGGCCUUCCUGGCUGGGGACGAGCGCUCAUACCAGGCGGUGGCCCGUCAGCUGGUCCUGAUUGCCCAGUUUUUCCGAUUCGAUGGCUGGCUGAUCAACAUCGAGAACUCUCUGAGUCUGGCCGCCGUGGGGAACGUGCCCCACUUCCUCCAGUACCUGACCACUCAGCUGCAUCAACAGGUCCCCAGGGGCCUGGUGCUCUGGUAUGAUAGCGUGGUGAGCAGCGGGCAACUCACGUGGCAGGAUGAGCUCAACGAGCACAACAGGGUCUUCUUCGAUUCCUGCGAUGGCUUCUUCACCAACUAUAACUGGCGGGAGGAACAUCUGGAGCGGAUGCUGGGGCAGGCUGGGGAGCGCCUGGCCGACGUGUACGUGGGAGUGGAUGUGUUCGCCCGGGGCAAUGUCGUCGGGGGCCGGUUCCACACGGACAAGUCACUGGAGCUGAUCCGGAAGCACGGGUUCUCGGUGGCUCUGUUCGCACCUGGCUGGGUGUACGAGUGUUUGGAGAAGGGGGAUUUCUUCCAGAACCAGGACAAGUUCUGGAGUUUGCUGGAACGCUAUCUGCCCGCGCACAGCAUCUGCUCCUUGCCCUUUGUCACUUCCUUCUGCCUGGGCAUGGGGACUCGAAGAGUCUGUUAUGGCCAGGAGGAGGCCGUGGGGCCCUGGUACCACCUGAGUGCCCAGGAAAUCCAGCCCCUGUUUGGAGAGCACAGGCUGGAAGGGGACGGACGGGGCUGGGUGAAGAUGCACUGCUGCCUGGAAGAUGCCUGGAACGGGGGCAGCUCUCUGCUUAUCCGGGGGCUGAUUCCACCUGAGGUUGGAAACGUGUCUGUGAGGUUAUUCUCCCUGCAGGUCCCAGUGCCGCCCAAGGUUUUCCUGUCCAUGGUGUACAAGCUAGAAGGACCUUCGGCUGUGGGGGUGGCUUUGGAGCUCACCACGGGGGACGCAGGCAGCUGUCACGUGGGAGGCAUCUCGGCGCUGAGCGCAGAAACGAGCUCAAGGCGCAGUCCCCGACCCCUCCGGGUGCCCCCGACCAAGCUGGCCAAAUGGGUGGGCCGCUGCGGCCAGCAGCUCAGCGGGGGCUGGGUCCAGCGGCAGCUCAGUGACACAAGACCGCAGGAUCCACUUUGGGAUGGAGCUCCCUGUGGCUCGGGGCCUCUGAGCAGCCAGUCUGAAGGUGCCAAGCUGAGGCCCCUUGGGACCGGCCUGUUUGCCUCUCCCAGCUGCUACGAAGUGAAUCUGCGGGGCUGCCUCCUGCAGGCCCUCUUCGUUAAUUUCUCCCGGCCUCCGGGCAGCCAGGAGGAGGAGAACUUCGUCUGUCGCCUUGGAGAGAUCCAGGUGGUGGACGCCAAUAGCCUGCUGACGCCUCUGCCUCAGGUGCAGGCCGUGACUGUCUCGCAGGUGCGCUGGCAGCCGGCCGCCUCCGAGGGGGAGAGCGGCCCCGCUGGGCUCCGGCUCAGCUGUACUCUGCACUGGGCCUACCUCCUCCCUCAUGUCCGAUGCUUCCGGAUCCACUGCUGCCGAGGGUCAGGAGGUGACUCUCCUUGCAGGGGGCCGUCGGAGCCAGAGAAGCCCACACUCCUGGGCCUGGCUUUUGUCAACCGGUAUCGGAUAGUGGACCUAGCAGUGGCAGCCGCAGAGCCUGGCCGGGAUGGCCGUGUGGAGUUCCUGGUGGAGCCCAUCCCCAAGGAGGGGUUUCUGGUGCCGCGGGCCGAGUGGGGCAGGGCGGCCAUGCUGUACUCCACGCCCCGCACAUGAGCGACCAUUAAAGCACAGAGUCUCCCA
This is a messenger RNA of Lagenorhynchus albirostris (white-beaked dolphin), 2375 nucleotides long. RefSeq names its product endo-beta-N-acetylglucosaminidase (gene ENGASE). The transcript is spliced from 14 exons. The record is from RefSeq and is a predicted model, not a curated record. Gene Ontology annotation, biological process: protein deglycosylation. Gene Ontology annotation, molecular function: mannosyl-glycoprotein endo-beta-N-acetylglucosaminidase activity. Lineage: Eukaryota; Metazoa; Chordata; Mammalia; Artiodactyla; Delphinidae. Gene Ontology annotation, cellular component: cytoplasm. The coding region runs from base 9 to 2348 and encodes 779 amino acids.